Molecule: messenger RNA, 6784 nt
Organism: Cryptomeria japonica (Japanese cedar)
Lineage: Eukaryota; Viridiplantae; Streptophyta; Pinopsida; Cupressales; Cupressaceae
Exons: 3
Coding region: 3539-4408 (289 amino acids)
Source: RefSeq, a predicted model, not a curated record
AGUUCAAGUUGUGGUGAUGCCCUCCUGUAAGAACUUGCAUUGCAAGUGUAUUGUAAUCAACUUGAUUUGAUAAUACAUUGUGCAAGUUUUGGAAGGUGGGGUUUUUCUCCCAGAAGGGUUUCCCCAUGGUAAUCACUGUGUUAUGUGUUCAUUGCUAUUUUGUUUAUGCUUUAUUGUGCAUUUCUUGAUAUCUUAGUAAUAUUUAAGUUGAAAGUUGCAUAACCGUCCUCUCAAGAUUAGCAUAGGAAGCGUUUCCGCACACCUUUGCUUCCUUACAACUUGCACACUAAAUAUCUCUACUCCCUUAGAUGGCUUGCUAAUAUCAAUACUCCCUUAGAUGGCUUGCUUUCAAUUAGAGGGCUUUUAACCCAUUCACUGCCUUUCCUUUACACUUCCCUAUAGUUUCAUUCUUGAUUUAUUUAUUUGCUCACGUCAGAGCUUUAGUUUUCUGUUAAUGGCUUCCACUUCGACAUCUGGUUGAGGAGAGCAGGAAAGACACCCACUUCUGACACUUGAACCUUCCCACGGAGGGAUAAAACCCUCCUUGACUCCAAAACAGUUUUAUGUAUUCAUCAACCAUCGAGGCCCAGAUGUGAAAAAGACUCUGGCUCAGCAGCUUUACGAUUCUCUAAAGGAAGCUGGGAUCUCGGCAUAUCUAGAUUCUGAAGAGACUGAAUUGGGAGAUUCAAUUUCUUCCACCAUAAAGAACGCCAUAUACUCUGCCAGACUGCACAUCGCCAUCUUGUCUCCGCGAUACGGAGAGUCUGCUUGGUGCUUAGCUGAGCUAGCUUUGAUGUUUCAAACCAAGACUAGAAUUAUUACCCUGUUUUACCAUGUUGACCCUUCAGACUUCCGCCAUAUAAAAGGAAGAGUUGCAGAUGCAUUUUCCAAACACAAAGAGAAGAACAGAUAUUCUAACGAUGACAUUGAACAGUGGAAAGUAUGCCUCAAGAACGUUUCAGAGAUCAAGGGCUACGAAUUCAACGAACAGAAUGAGUAAGUCACCAUCAUGAGCUUUCCGUCCAUAUGUAUUUUCUAUAUUUUUAAAUUUUUUUAUUAUUUUACAUUUUUGGUCCCUAGGUUGCCUCCUAGAAAAUUGUCAGUCGUUCUGUUGGCAGAAAAUUAAAUCAGCAGUCACAAAAAUGAUGACUAUUUCAUAUUUUGUGUGCUAAUGUUUUGUAAUGUAUAAUGCAUUUCAUUUUAGAGAAAGCAUUUUAUGUGAAUUACUAGACAUUUUGUUGUACAAUAAAGCGUGUAACUGCUAGUUUACUUCACCCUAGAAAAAAUGAUGGAAAAGUAAGACUGAAAAUGGAACAAGAUUUUCUCUGCAUUUGCUUUUCUUUCGGGAAAAAGUUCUUUUUCUGAUUUUUAAUUGGCUUCCCUAUUUUUUUUAUGGAAUGAAUGACAAAUCAUUAUGGAAUUCAAUUUCGGAGAAUAUUAUGAAGUUGCUGUCUGAUUGCAUAGGAAUACGGCUUUUGUCCACUGGGAGGUAAGUUCUUACAUCUAUUUUUUUAUGCUAUAUUCAUGUUUAUUUCUUUUCUAUUCUAAUUACAUACUAAAAAUAUCAUAUCAACUCUGUAAUGGAAGACUUUCUCUGGAAAGGUUCAGGAUAUCGUAAGCAGAAAAGAAGGGAGCUUUUAGGGAGUAGAGAAGAGAAGAGGGGGGCUUUUAGGGAGUAGAGAAAAGGGGGUGCUUAGAGAUUAAAGAUGUUAUGAUUUUUAUUGAAGCUCUGUUGGCUCAGUUGCUGUGAAGGUUUUAUUUCACUACUCAAAAAUAUUGGAUUCAUAUUUUGAGAUCUAAAUAUCUCAAAUGGUGCUCGUCCUUUUGAGUUUGCUCAUUCAUAAUUUAAGAUCCAAAUAUCUCAAAUAGUUAGCAGAUUUUUGGCUGUCGUUUUGAUAGCUUAUAUUCUUUUAUAUUUUUUUAUUUAAAUAUCCUCUAUUCUUAUCUGGAGCCCUCUUUUUGGUCUUUCGGCCACUUACCAUUGGCUCCUCCCUUUCCAGUUUCCAUUUGAGCUCCGAAGUUAUUUAAAGCAGUCCAUUUGUGGUGUUGAUUGUAAAUUUCUACCGUUUUUGCAGAUUUAUACUUCAAUUUCAAAACAUUACCUUGAUUUUCUUAUUUUGCACAGCGUUAUUGCUGUCUUUUGGUCUUCCUUCUAUCUUGGAAACUCCUGUGUCUUUGUAAAUUCCUACCUUUUGGCAUUUUCCUUAUGUAGCCCAUAUCUCCCUCUCCAUGUCUGUUGAUAUUUCUGUGGCUAGAUGGUUUUCUUUCUGGCAGCCUUCCCAUCUUUUUCUGAGUGAUGACUCUUGCAUUGGGAUUUCUGGUGGGAGGUUUCCUACAGUUCUGAAGAUCAAUCGAAAAUUUAGAAGCAUCUCGGGUUUAUGGGUAAUCCGCUAGGUUCUAUUGUAGCAACACUUGUUCUCUUCCUUCUUAUACAAUGUAUCUAUUAAAGGCUCGGGCUAGGCCUUUUUUUAUUCAAUAUAAGUUUUCAUUUUUAAAAAUUUAAAAAUAAAAAGAAAAUCUGAAUUACUUACAACCUCAAUUUUUGUUUCUGCUUUUCGUAUUUCCAGCGAUCAGAAAAAGUUGUAUAAUGGCGUGGUGUCUGCUGUGAUGAAUGAGAAGCAAAAGAGGAAAAUUCCUUUCCAAGUUGCAAAAUAUGAGGUUGGACUUGAUAAGUUUGUGAAUGAUUUCCAUAGCCAUUGCCGGAGAAAUGGGCAGAUGAUAGAUAAAAUAAUUGGCAUCUACGGAAUGGGAGGGUCUGGCAAGACCACUCUCGCCAAAUAUUUGUUCGAUCAAAAACAUUCAGAAUUUAGUGGAUCAACUUUUCUAUUUGAUGUACGGGAACGACAAGUCAAAGGUGAGUUGACUUCUCUGCAAAGUAGGCUUCUCAAAGAUCUUCACCUGGAAGGAAACACCAUUUCUAGCAUAGAAGAUGGGAUCGCCGUUGUCAAGGAUAAUCUUGAGAGGAGCCGUGAAUCUAGGUUCAUUAUAGUUAUAGACGACAUUGAUAAUUAGAAGCAGUUAGAUGCACUUAUACCCACAGAUGCUCUCAAUCCCAAUAGUUUGGUGAUUGUCACAACCCGUGACGAGGGUGUUCUUAUACAGGCCAGAGUCAUAGUUCGUUAUAAGAUGAAAGAAAUCAAUCCACAGCAUAGCAGAGAGCUCUUUUGCUGGCAUACAUUUCACAGACAAUCUUGUCGAAGUGGAUAUGAUAAUUUGGUAGACAGCUUUGUCAAUUUGUGUAAAGGUUCACCUCUUGCUCUUAAAGUAAUGGCCGCGCAUGUUUCUGGCCGUGACAAGGCUUAUUGGAAGUUACAGUUAGAUGUUGUUAAGGCAAGUCCACACAAAGACAUAAGAGAUACUCUUAGAAUAAGCUAUGAUGCUCUGGAAGAGGAUCAAAAACAGAUCUUUAUGGAUAUAGCGUGCUUUUUCAUAGGGGAACGUGUGAGCACGGCAAUCCUGCUUGCCCACAAUACUCCGUGGUGGGGAAUUAGCAUUUCCUCAUACAAUAGACUAUUAUGAGCCACCAUUUUAUUUCAGAAUGCAUGAUCAUCUCCGCGACUUGGCGAGAGAACGGGCAGAUAAUGAAACGAACCAUCCUCGUCGACUGUGGCGUCCUGAAGAUCUUAUUGGAAUAAGUGAAAUCAAGGGAUUCCAGAACAUCCUCAUGCGGUCCGAAGGUAAUUGUUUCAGAUGUUACAGUCCUAUUAAUGACAAAAAUGAUCAGAUGAGAUGUUUUCUGGAGAGUUCAAGGACAUCAACUGAUUUACGAUGGCUUGAAGUUAAAGGUAGGAUUCCUGAAUGGAUUCCCUUACAUAAUUUGCACAGUUUAAAGCUUGAAGGAGAAUCACCUUCGAGGUUGUGGCAAAGGAAUAAUCAGGUUUCGCUCAAGUUGAAAGAGCUAUAUUGCUUUUUUCGGCUUCGUCUUACAGAUUCCACUCAUCUAAACAAACUGGUGAGCUCGUUUGGAAUGUUAAAAAAUCUAGAAAGGUUGCAGCUAAAUUUUGAAAAUGGCAUCUUCAAAUGGAAUAUUGAAUGGAAUUGCUUGCUAAAAUCUGUGAGAGAACUCACCAAUCUGAAAACGUUAGAGUUGAUGUUACUUUCAACUAGAAGGGGAAUUUGCUUUAAGCACAGCGGAGAGGCAACUGUUGAUCGGUUUUGUCUGGGAAGCCUUGAAACUAUAAUUUUGUGUGGUGCAUUCAAAACAAGGAGGGUCUCAAUUAUUUUAGAAGACGUUAAUUUCCUUAAAUUUAGUAAUUUCUUUAUCAUGCAAAAAAAACAGUUUUUCUAUCCUCCACGCAUACACAGCUUUAAAAGCCAGUUUUUCUAUCCUCCACGAAUGCACAACUUUAAAAGCCAGUUUUUCUAUCCUCCACGCGUGCACAGCUUCUACCAUAAAACUAGUAGAUAGAUAUUCUAGAAGGAUUUCAAAUCUUCUAUAAAUAAAAGAAUGAUUGUAAUUGAUUUAUGCAUUAUUAAUAAAAGUUUGAUUUUAUCUCUUUGCAGUAGCAAUAUGCUUUUUGUGCUGUAGCAUGGAUUUAUUGUUUUGUUUUCUUUUUUAAUUUUAAUCUCCGCCUUCAAAAUUGGUAUCAGAGUGAAGGUUAAUUGUUUAUGCAGAUCUAAGUGAUUUUUUGGUGCAGAAUUUUAUGAUAGAGAAAGGAGAUUGCUGUAGCAAGUCAUGGCAACAAAUAAUACUCAAAUUCAGCCUCAAAUUCCAAUCUUCAAUGGUAAGAAUUAUGAGUUUUGGGCAAUUAAAAUGAAGACCUUGUUUUGCUCACAAGAUAUUUGGGAUUUGGUAGAGAAAGGUUUUGCAGGAACCACAGGAUGAUGCAGCUUAUCAGAGAUUACAACAAGUAGAAAAAGAUCAGCUUAAAGAUAAUAGAAAAAAGGAUGCAAAAGCCCUGUUUUUAAUUCAACAAGCAAUGGAUGAGUCAAUCUUUCCUAAGGUUUCGACAGCAACAAGGUCCAAGAAAGCUUGGGAGACUCUAGAGACAGCCUAUCAAGGUAAUACAAAGGUGAAAGUGGCUAAAUUACAAACUCUUUGGAGAUGAGCAUGUGCAAAAACCUAAGGAAGAGAGCCUUAGAUGUAAAUUUGAUGACAUGAAGAUGAUGGAAGCUGAGAAUAUCACCCAGUACUGACAAAGGGUAAAGGAAGUAGUUGGAAGAAUCAAAAGUGUUGGUGCAACCAUUCCAGAAGAUACAGUGGUGAGUAAAAUGCUUAGAACCUUAUUGUUUGCUUAUGCUAUUAGAGUUUUUGCUAUCCAGGAAUUGAGGUUAGUCAACAAAGAUAAAGUUACAGUUGAUUCUUUGAUAGGCAAGCUUACUGCUUUUGAGUUAAAUAGAUUUGAUAAUUUAGUAUACCUAAGGAAGAAUCUGCUUUCAAAGCAUAUGUAUCUAAUGCACCGGUAAGAAAAGGAAAGGAUGUGUAUAGGUCAAGUAAUCAUGGUGGUGGUAAUGAAGGACAAAAGCAACUUAAUUGAGUUUGAAGCUUUACUAGCAAAAAGACUUCCUAGAGGCACCGAUAAGUACAAAGGCAAGCUUCCUCUUAAGUGUUUCUCUUGUAAAAAAAUAGGACAUGUUGCUACUAAUUGUCCUAACAAUGAUCAAAAGGAAAAGUACAGGAAGUAUAAAGGAAAAUGUAAGAAACAAUGCUAUGUUGCAGUUGAUGAAAGUGUUACCGAUGAGGAAACUGAGGAUGAAGAGAAUGAGGAAAAUUUUUUUGUAGCUAUUAAGAAAGAUCUCUCUGAUAAGAAAUCUUUAGUAUCUCAUAUUGAUAGCAGUGAUGAGUGGGUUAUUGAUGGUGGUUGUUCACAUCACAUGACCGGUGAUAGGAACAAGUUCAUCUCACUUGAAGAAUUUGAUGGUGGAGUAGUGAUAUUUGGCAACAAUUCACCAUUCUUGUUAAAAGGUAAAGUUUAAAUUUCUUUGAAUGGUAAAACUAAUGUUGAUGAUGUAUAUUGGGUUGAAGGAUUAAAACAUAACUUGUUGAGCGUUGGUCAACUGAAUGAUAAAGGUUAUCAUCUUGAGUUUAAGAAUGGAGUGUGCAGGAUCUUAGGAUGCAAAUGAGAACUGAUUGCUAUAGGUAAACUGACAAAAGGAAACUUAUUCCAUUUGAAUGUUAAUGUUAACAGUUGUUUGGUUACUAAAGUUGAGGACAGUUGGUUAUGGCAUAGAAUAUUUUGUCAUGUGAAUUUUGAUAAUGUGAUUAAGGUCAACAAGUCAAAUAUGGUGAGAGGUAUGCCACAAUUAGUUAAACUAGACAAUGUGAUUUGUAAAGAAUGUCAGUUGGGUAAGAUGACUAUUACCUCUUUUAAGAGAAAAUCAUUUUCUUCUGAGAAUAUUUUAGAUUUGGUGCACACUGAUUUAUGUGGUCCUAUGAGGACUAGGAGUUUUCAAGGUGAUAGGUAUUUCAUGAUAUUUACGAAUGAUCAUUCAAGAAUGACGUGGGUUACAUUUUCGAAGGAGAAGUCUAAAGCUUUCAGAAAGUUUAAGGCAUUCAAAGCCUUAGUGGAGAAAUAAACCGAUAAGAAUUUAAAGUGCUUGAUAUCUUACCGGGGUGGAGAAUACACAUCAGCUGAAUUUGUGAAAUAUUGUGAUGAUAAUGGAAUAAAGAGACAAUUGUUUGCACCAAGGAUACCACAACAUAAUGGAAUUACAACAAGAACAAUUUUGAUACAAGGAGAUGUACUUAAUAUGUUUUAGAGAGAAACAGUCAGCACAACUGUAUACACAAUGAAUUGGGUAUUGGUAAAGAAAGAUAAUGAUAAAACACCCCAUGAAUAAUGGU